AAGGAACCAUCAAGCCAGUCGCAGCUCACGCCUCUGACGUCGGCCAUGUUUGUUGACAGACGCUGAGGCCGGCACCACACUCGCGAGCAACAGCUGUCAACUAUCGUCAAAGGGGACCCGAAAUCGCCACCCUGAAAGAAGAAGCCAUGGCAGACAGUGAUGAUGAGUAUGAGCGACGUAGACGGGAUAAAUUUCGUGGAGAGAGAUCAGAGUAUACAAGCAGCAGCAGCACCAGAGACCGCAGAGAUGACAGUAGGCGAGGAAGGGAUGACUGGGCCGACAGAGGCCGUGAUAGUUGGGGUAGCAGGGAACGCGGUUCCUCGCGUCGGGAAUAUGGCAGGGACUAUGGAAGGUCCCGUGACCGCUAUUCCCCUGGAAGACAUGACAUGUCUCCUCCCAUUAAGCGGAUGAGGCAGGACUGGGACGACCGAAGGUAUCCAUAUGAGAGCAGCGGUGGUGGGGCAGGAGCAAAUUAUGGGGCCUAUGGAGGUAGCUACGGGCAGGAUUAUGGCCAUCCAUCUGGUCAUGCUGGUGGUGGUGGAAGGUUAGAUGAGCUGGGCCCUACGCAGCCACCAAUGAUGACUUUCAAAGCCUUCAUGGAGCAGUGUGACGACUCCAUCUCGGAGGAGGAGGCACUGAGGAAGUAUUCAGACUACAAGCUUGAGUUCAAAAGACAACAACUUAAUGAAUUCUUUAUCAACCAUAAAGAAGAAGAAUGGUUUAAGGCCAAGUACCACCCAGAGGAGUGUGUGAAGCGACGGGAUGAGCAGCUGUCAAACUUGAAGAGAAGAGUGUCUGUUUUUUGUGAACUUUUUGAAAUGAGUCGAAUGGAGAAUAUUAGUGUUGAUGCCGAUCAGUCAGACCAACUUCUGAAGCUUUUGGACUCUGUGGUCAUCAAACUGGAAGGAGGCACAGACCUUGAUCUUCAGGUUUUGGACCAAGCGCCUGAGGAGGAUGUCAAGUCUCAGCCAAUUGAAGAAGAAAAGAAGCCAUUUAUUUUGGGAGAGGAUUCUGAUGAGGGUGAAGAGAAGGAGAAAUCAGAAGAGAAGAAUCCUGAUGAACCACUAAAGAUGGACAUGUCAGAAGAACAGAUGGAACUGCAGAAGAAAGCUAAGGAGUACCUUAAACAGAAGGUUAAUGAAGGAGAAAAAGAGACUCGGAAGCGAAAGCACUCUGGCAGUUCUUCCUCUAGCUCAUCAAGUGACUCGGACGACGAGCCCAUGGAGGAAGACUUGAAAGAACCACCACCUCCCGGCAUGGAGAAGGAAGAGGGGGAGAAUGUGGUAGAAGAGAAGCCUGAAGAGGGUGAGGAGAAGAGCACAGAGGAGGAGAAGAAAGAAAAUGGACUCCAGCCCCCAGGAGAAGAGGAGGAGAAUAAGGAAGAUCUGGAUGAAGAAACCGCUUCUCGGAAUGGGGAGAAAGAGGAAGAUAAAGAUAAGGAAUCCAAAAAAGAUGAAGAGGAGGAGGGUAAGGAAGAAGAACAGAAACCUAGGGCACUCCACAAAACAGCAUCCAUCUUCUUACGGAAUUUGGCUCCAACAAUAACCAAGCAGGAAGUUGAAGCGAUGUGUCGGCGAUAUAAUGGAUUUUUGCGAGCUGCCAUUGCAGACCCUCAACCAGAACGCAGGUGGUUCAGACGUGGAUGGGUAACAUUCAGGAGAGACGUCAACAUUAAAGACAUUUGUUGGAACCUAAAUAAUAUUAGACUGAGAGACUGUGAACUUGGGGCUAUUGUCAAUCGAGAUCUGAGCCGUCGCAUUCGCACUGUAAAUGGAAUCACUUCUCACCGCAGUGUUGUCCGUUCAGAUAUCAAGUUAUCAGCCAAGAUUAUCCAGAACCUUGAUUCUCGUUGGGGAUUAUGGAUUGAGGCAGCUGAGAGCCUGGACAAUGCAGUAAGACUUCAUUCAUUGUUGCUGAGCCUGACUUCCUCGUCAAACCCUGUGCUUCGGAACAUAACUGACUACUUAAUAGAAGAGGCCAGUGCAGAGGAGGAGGAAUUACUUGGCGCUAAUGACGCAUCAGCCAACAAUAGUGAGGAAAAGGCAGAGGGAGAAGCAAUUGAAAGAGAUCCUAGUCUGAUUAAGGUAUUGGAUAGAUUACUUCUUUACUUGCGUAUUGUGCAUUCAGUGGACUAUUACAAUCAUUCUGAAUACCCCAAUGAAGAUGAAAUGCCCAAUAGGUGUGGUAUCAUGCAUGCCCGUGGCAUACCACCCUCAAGUAAAGUAACACCUCAAGAAGUACAAGAUUAUUGUAGAGCCUUUGAAAACAAGAUUGGAUCAUUCCUGCAACCAUUGACCAAACUUAGCGAUGAUGAAUCAAAGAAAUUAGGUCUGAAAGAGGCAGAGGAAGAGGUAGAGAAGUUUGUCCAGUCCAACACUCAAGAGGUAGCCAAGGACAAGUGGCAGUGUCCCCUCUGCGGGAAGAAGUUCAAGGGUGCAGAGUAUGUGCACAAACACAUCCUCAUCAAGCAUGCUGAGAAAGUCAAGGAGGUCAAAAAAGAGGUGGAUUACUUCAAUAAUUAUCUCAGAGAUCCAAAGAGACCUCAGCUGCCAGAAUAUCCUGGGAAUAAGCAUGGUGGCAGAAAGGAUGACCGGCCUGACCCAUAUGUUGCAGCCUAUCCCCAGCAGGCACCUGGGUAUGGUGCCUAUGGUGGAGCAUAUGGUAGGCAGUACCCAGCAGCACCUGGAUACGCUUAUGGUAGUAGCUACCCCAAAGAUUACUAUGCAGGACGUGGUGACCACUACGCUCGUGAACCCUAUGCCAGGCCACGUGUAACUUACAGGUCACGGUCGGGCGACCCGCGGGAAGUCAUUGGCUACCAUGACUUGGAUGCUCCCGAUGAUACAGAUCUCUUUUAACCUUGACGCCGCCUGCCCAAUUGUACGCACCGUUCCAAAUAUGAGGGUUGGAUAUAGGGACCUUGAUGCACCCAAGGAAGACUACUAGUUCCUCAAGACUAAUUGAAUAUUGUGGACCUUCAAGUCAAAGCCAAGUGUGUUCACUGUUGAGCAGUUAUGUAACAGCAACGACAAAGAACUAACGAUAUCAGCAUCAUUGAUUUAUCUUCCUGCGAUGGAAUGUGACUUAUGAAUCAUUGUGAAAUGGUUAGAAUUAGGUUUAUGAAGAUCUUGCCAAAUUGACUUCAACUUGAGAGCUGGUGGACUUCAUUGUACCAGAUAUUGCCUUUACACAUUGUCUUCAUGUUAGGAUUUUUGUAAAGAAGUCAAGUGUGUGAUUUACACUGAACAAAUAUUUGGCUUGUUCAUCUUGGGGGUUUAUUACAGACUUCUAUUCAUGGAUAGUAUAGCUUCAUCCUUGCAAUGUCUUUUAAUAUAUUUUGUAUUAUCAUCAGUGUAUUAUUGUUAAUAUACCACCAGUACCAUUUCCAUUACCUUUUUGAAUAACACUUAUUUGGGCUGCAGUGUUUGUAUAGUUCAUAUAGUUCAUAAAUGGUGAAUAUUUUUAUUGUGACAAAUGUCAGAUUAUUCUGGUUGGACUCUAUCAGAACUAAAUUUGGUUUUAGUUUUCAGUUAUUUGUGUAUUGAUUCAUAUAAUGAACAACUCUUUUCAUU
Molecule: messenger RNA, 3572 nt
Organism: Penaeus chinensis
Lineage: Eukaryota; Metazoa; Arthropoda; Malacostraca; Decapoda; Penaeidae
Gene: Ars2
Product: serrate RNA effector molecule homolog
Exons: 19
Coding region: 147-2858 (903 amino acids)
Biological process (GO): mRNA processing; primary miRNA processing
Cellular component (GO): nuclear body
Molecular function (GO): nucleic acid binding
Source: RefSeq, a predicted model, not a curated record